AUGCUGACAUACCAGAUCAAGAUCAAGCACCAUCCCAAGCGGAUCCGGAUCAUGUGCUGCCUGGCAUAUGACCUAGAGCCCGAGGUAUCCAACGAGCAUCCUCUACGUGAUCCUGUUCAAGAACGUCCGGCUCCGGGCACUCCCAUGCGACGUCGAGAGAUUCACUCCACCCAGCAGGCUUCAAUGGACGAUGUGGACGAUGAGCUUGCCACAUGGUUCUCUCUCGACCAUGAGGGCCAACCGGUCUUCGUGGCGAGCAGGUCCGAUGAAGUCAACCUCAAGGAAUUGUCCAUGGAAGAAAAGAAGCUGUUCGAGCAGAGCGAUGCGGUGGAAUGGGAUGCAAUUGUCAAGACUGGAGCCGUCAAAGUGCUCCGAGGAAAAGAGGCAGCUGAAGCUCGCCGCCGAUUUCCGGAGCGAGUCCUGAGCUCUCGCAUCGUGAGGAGAAAGAAGCCUCAGCCAGGCACGGGAUGCUGGAAGGCUAAGUCCAGAUGGUGCAUAGCCGGACACGGAGAUCCGGACACAGCUGAGUUGGCUACGUUCUCUCCCACGCCGGCGACCGAAAGCAUCAUGGCCUUUCUCCAGGUGGGACUGAAGCUUGGUCACACGUUCUCGUUCACGGAUGUCAAAAACGCCUUUUUGCCAGUCGGACAGGUGCCAGUCUAUGGACUGGACGAUGCGCCAGCUGCGUGGCGUAACACUGUUACCCGAUUCCUCACCGAAGAGGGCUUCGUGCGCAAUCUGAUCGAGCCCUGCUGGUGGUCUCGCUUCGAUGAACACAAGCGCAAUGAGGCCCAGGUUCUGAUCGAGGUAGACGACUUCAUUGUCAGCUGCGCCCCCCAGGUGAAGAGUGAUCUGCGGAAGCGCUUCGAGGCAAGGUUCCACUUCGGCAAGUGGGAGGACAACGAGGCGGAAUAUGCGGGCCGCUUGGUGAAGGUUCUCUCGGAUCGCAUCUUAAUCCACCAGGAGAAAUACAUCACCGAGCAAGUUUUGCCAGUGCCUCUCCUGAAAGGGAGGCGCUCCCAGAAAGAGAGUGCGCUCACCAAAGACGAGUUCGAGAGCUUCCGCAGCGCCAUCUACAAGGUGAAUUGGGUGGCCAAGGAGACAAGGCCGGAGGUUUGCGGAACCGCGUCACUGAUGGCGAGCAAGCUCAAGGACGCCACGGUGGACGACGUGCUGGUGCUCAACAAGAACAUCAACUUCCUGAGGACUACGGCGUCGAGACCGCUCACGAUUUGGAAGCACGAUCCCAACGAGAUGGCUUUCCUGGCAGUGUCCGACGCCGGGGGAACAGGAUCCAAGUACGACACUCUCGACGAGGACGGUCUCCCUUCGGACAACACUCAGGGAGCGUGGAUGGUUCUUACGGCAGGAUCCCUGCCGAUCGGGAACCAGCGCGUGCGAGCCUCUCCUUUGUCAUGGAGGUCCAGUAAGCUUCGCCGCAAGGUCUUCUCUACAUUUGGUGGAGCGACGCAGGCCAUGUUGCAGGCUCUCAACGAGGUCGAUUGGCUACAGAUCAUGAUCAGGGAUGCGGUUCAACAUGACGUAUCUCUGAAGCAAUGGCGGAACUCCUUGUCACCUCACAUGCUGAUCAUGAGAGGUGACGUCGAGCUUCUGAAGCAGCCGCAGUGUGCCGUGACGGACGCUAAGUCGCUCUACGACUGCAUCAGGAGCACCCUCAGGGUAAACAAGAUCGGAAAUCUGCACUGGAACUCGCCAUUAUAG
This is a messenger RNA of Symbiodinium sp. CCMP2592, 1722 nucleotides long. The record is from the annotation of a GenBank genome assembly. Lineage: Eukaryota; Dinophyceae; Suessiales; Symbiodiniaceae.